Messenger RNA from Lentinula edodes (shiitake mushroom), 2490 nucleotides. RefSeq lists its product as uncharacterized. The record is from RefSeq and is a predicted model, not a curated record. The coding region runs from base 230 to 2281 and encodes 683 amino acids. Lineage: Eukaryota; Fungi; Basidiomycota; Agaricomycetes; Agaricales; Omphalotaceae. The transcript has 12 exons.
CCCAUCUUCUGUGUUAUAUAUCUGGCGUCAAUCUUUGCCACAAUCUGAAAUGUCUUCGACCAAUACAAAACUUAUAAAGUGAGGACCAAGAAGGUGGUAUCAAACAUUUCGUUUUCCUUCUUCCCCUCCCUUUCUCUCUCGUUUUGUCCUUUUGGACCUUUUAUUUUGUUCAUUUUUAGCUGUGUAGCCUUUUUUUCAAACGCCUCGACGGCCUUUUUAUUGAUAUAUAAUGUCCUCGUCUUUGGUAACUGGACAUAGACACUUUCCUUCCGCAACCUCCAUCCCAAAUACAGUAGGCGAACGCGAGUCCUCGAAACGAGAUGAUUACUAUAUUCCCGAGAAGGUUCCUGUGGUCGGCGCGCAACCUCAGACCCUGACUUCGCGAAAGCUCCAUCCCGCUUUUGACACUAUGAGAUGGGCGUGUGCAUUAUCCCAUAUCGGUUUGAUCGUACUACUAGCUUUGUUCGUUUUCCGGAACCCCGACAAGGCGGAUUCGAGUAUCAUAUCCUUCAGGAAUCCAAAUUUCAAAAUAGUAGACGAUGAUGACGCCGAUCUCGGGCAGACCCUCCAAGCGAGCGUGAAGCUUGGUUUCGGUUGGAUUAUCACUGGCUGGACCAUUGUCCUUACAUUGACAACGCAAAAGUUGGCUCUCCGCCGCCAACUGAACCUUUAUAGUAGCCUUACUGCAAAGCAUGACGCUAAUGACGCGUGGAUGGGUUUGGGAUCCUCGCUCAUGACAUUCUUAAGCUUGAAAUGGAGGCAGCUUGAGUUUCGGGAGUCUCUAAACUCUUUAUUCCUUCCGUUGCUUUACCUUGCUGGUAUUGCUUCGUUACAUUCUGUCGGAACAGGCAUGUUCGGGCUCGUAGCGACACCAUUGGACGAAAACUUCAAUUUUUUGUCACAAGGACUUCCGGACUUCACAAACACAGCUGGAAAUGUUUUGAGUGGGUCAAGCGCACUCUUAACUAUGCUCUCACUCAACGCACUCGAUUUUCCUGGGCUUGCAUCGGGAGGUGUUGGUGUGAUAUAUGAUAUUCCUAUGAACGUUUCGUUCUUUCCUCCUAGUAUCCGACAAGUUGAAGUUAUGGCUACACACUUCAAUGUUACUUGCGGUUCGUUGGCAGGGUCCGUUCAAAAUGUCACCGGGAGUGGCCCAGCGUUUUUCUUUGAGCCUGGUUUUGGGUUGGAGAGCACGUUCGUGCCAGAGUUUGAUAAUAAUUUUCCAAACACAAUCUCGCAACACAGCUUAGCCAUCAGACCUGCGCCCUGGGGACCCGCCUUCGUUGACACGUCGAUAAAUGCAGAUCUGGCUUCAUGGCCCAGUUCGAUCCUCGUCUUCACAACCGUUCCCGUGACGGAUUCCUCAAAUACGACCAUCAAGCCAGUGUCAAUUAGUCCACCAAUGACUUAUUUUCCGCAAAAUCAGACAACUCUUUCGACCACUUCAGAGGUAAACGUACUCGCCUGUAAUCUGACUGUGGAUGCGUUGCCAGACAAGGUUAUCAUCGACCCCGUUAGCAAUGCUCUCCUGAGCCCCAUCGACCAAGCAAACAAGACUGCGGCCAAGUUGAGCCCAUUUCCAACUGCCCUCCGUACAACGCCAUUCGAUGAAUUGAACUCUCCUGAAGACGCUUUAAUUGCUUUCUGGAGCUUGCUACCUAUCGCCUCAGUAUCUCCGCUAGUCUUUCAGCUGUCCAAUCUAUGUACCACAGAAAAUUCAGCCGAAACUUGCGGAACUCUGUAUGAAUCAGAGCAAUUUGUAAUGGAGUCUUUGAAUCUUUUCCCCGACCUUUUGCUGCCUCCAACUUCAGAUGCCAGCGCCAACAUUGACCUUGCUGAUCUAGAGAAUGCACUUUCCCGCAUGACUGCGAUAGAGAUUUGGGCAGAGGGUCAGGGAAAUAACCUCAAAUUUGCGAAUAGGAUUUCAUCUUCAGAAGGCAUCUCGACUAGCAAAACAUUUAUUCAGAACAGCAACACAGUGGAAUUUCCUGAACAGGUCUUGGUUUUUGCGAUUAAUCGCAUACAGUUAUUCGGUGUCUUUGCUAUUGCGAUCGUCCUUCUGCUACUAGUUAUUCCGUCACUGCUAGAUAACAACGGUCUCAAGAUCGACUCAAUUGGGAUUUUACAGAUGAUAUGGCUAGCAAAUGAUCAUCCAGAACUUCAACAAUCGAUAUCUGCGCUCGACGACCCAUCUACGGAAGACCUUAGGAAUGAAGGAAUGAAGGUCAAGCGUAAUUUCCACAGGCAUAAUGCUGAAGGUCUUCCUCAGCAACCUUGCUGAAUAUCUGUAUACUAGACAAAUGUACACUAGGAGUCAAGUACAACGCUAUAGGUUGACUUCGGUAUUGGAAUGCACAUUUGGUACUUCCGUUGAUUCACGCCAUUUUACAUCCUCAGCAAGUACUUGCUGGCCUGAAAAUUCUAAUGAUACAACAGUGAACGUAUAGUCAUGAAUCUAUCCCAGAUGAUAUUAUACUUGAAUGUAUGUGA